Molecule: messenger RNA, 606 nt
Organism: Knipowitschia caucasica
Lineage: Eukaryota; Metazoa; Chordata; Actinopteri; Gobiiformes; Gobiidae
Source: the annotation of a GenBank genome assembly
AUGAACCCUGAAUAUGACUAUCUGUUCAAGCUCCUGCUCAUCGGAGACUCUGGGGUGGGGAAGUCCUGUCUCCUGCUUCGAUUCGCUGACGACACCUACACAGAGAGCUACAUCAGCACGAUCGGAGUGGACUUCAAGAUCCGCACCAUCGAGCUGGAUGGCAAAACCAUCAAACUGCAGAUCUGGGACACCGCGGGGCAGGAGAGGUUCCGCACCAUCACCUCCAGCUACUACAGAGGAGCUCACGGUAUCAUCGUGGUCUACGACGUGACGGAUCAGGAGUCCUACAACAACGUCAAGCAGUGGCUACAAGAAAUCGACCGCUACGCCAGUGAAAAUGUGAACAAGCUUCUCGUCGGCAACAAGUGUGACCUCACCACAAAGAAAGUCGUGGACUACACAACAGCCAAGGAGUUUGCCGACUCCCUGGCCAUCCCCUUCUUGGAGACCAGCGCCAAGAACGCCACGAACGUAGAGCAGGCGUUCAUGACCAUGGCGGCGGAGAUCAAGAAGCGCAUGGGCCCCGGAGCCACGGCCGGCGGGGACAAACCCAACAUCAAAAUCGACAGCACCCCCGUCCGGCAGUCCAGUGGGGGCUGUUGUUAA